Drosophila virilis is the source of this 3097-nucleotide messenger RNA. RefSeq lists its product as uncharacterized. The record is from RefSeq and is a predicted model, not a curated record. Gene Ontology annotation, molecular function: MHC protein binding; zinc ion binding; ubiquitin protein ligase activity. NCBI's taxonomy places the organism in Eukaryota, Metazoa, Arthropoda, Insecta, Diptera, Drosophilidae. Gene Ontology annotation, biological process: immune response; protein polyubiquitination; antigen processing and presentation of peptide antigen via MHC class II. Gene Ontology annotation, cellular component: late endosome membrane; cytoplasm; lysosome.
UCAGUGUUGUCGCAGCCCUUGUUGGUGCAAGUGCGUCUCUGUCGCAGGUUAAAUCAAAAUGUCUUUGUUUUAUUUGUAACUUCAGCAAAUUACUUCUGAUAAAAUAUAUAUAAAUAUGUGCAAGCUCGCCCAUAGCAAGCAUUGCAGAUUACGGUCCGUGUUAAUGCGCCACAAAAACGUACUUAAACAUCCAAUUAAAUAAUUGCACUGUGCAUUAGCAAAAUAUAUAAUAAUAGACACGCCACACACACACACACACAUACAUUUGCGUAUAGAACCCGAACUAGCAGAUAUUGUAAAAGUUCAUUGCCUUAAAAAUCUACACGAAGUGCAAUAGAUGUUGAAUUUUUAUUUAGCAAGAAAUCAAAGUAAGUCCCAACCAAAGCAAGCUGUGCAAAGUCAACGAACAAAAAGUGUGAAAAAACAUCAAUCAGAGCAGGCAUUUGCUAUAAAUAAAGCAGCAGCAGCGGCAGCAGCACCAGUGCCAGCAUCUGUUUCCCAUUUCAAAACAAACAAAUGCAAAAGAACAACAACAACAACAACAACAUCAUAACAAGAGAGUACAUAUCGACUAUCGCAAACGAGAAAGACAGCGCCAGGGACUCUGUAAAGGGUCACGGCGGCGGUCAGCAGCAUAAAACGUCACAAGAAAAAAAAAACCAUAAUAAUAACAUAACAGCAACACAACGCGUAAGGACUGCUACGUAAGAGUGACCAGAUUUCUGUUAAAAUUCACUAAUGCAUCCUUUUGAAUGCAGGGCAUAGAGCAGCAAAGAAACAAAAAACAAAAACAAAUAACACAAAAAUGUCGUGUGAAAACGCAAAAACCUCCUCAGAUAUUGAGCACGUAGACUGGAGCACCGGUGGCUCCGGCCAGCACUACGCAAAUGUCAGAUUCGGCUCUGGCAGCAGCCAGGCGUCACAGAAUAGCGGCGACAUUUGCCGCAUCUGCCACUGCGAGAGCGAUCCACAGAAUCCGCUACUGACGCCCUGCUACUGCUCCGGCAGUCUGAAGUAUGUGCACCAGGCGUGCCUGCAACAGUGGCUGACGGCAUCGGCGACCAACUCCUGCGAGCUGUGCAAGUUCCCCUUUAUCAUGCACACCAAAAUAAAGCCCUUCAAUGAGUGGCGCAGCCUUGACAUCUCCAGCAUUGAGAGGCGCCGGCUAUGCUGCACGGUGCUCUUCCACUGUGCGGCCGCCCUGUGUGUCAUCUGGUCGCUGUGUGUGCUCAUCGAGCGGGCCGCAGAUGAUGUAAAACGUGGAGUGAUUGAUUGGCCCUUCUGGACAAAGCUGGCCGUUGUCACCGUUGGCCUCACUGGCGGCGUUGUCUUCAUGUACAUCCAGUGCAAGGCCUAUCUGCAUCUGUGCCAUCGCUGGAAGGCACUCAACAGGAUCCUGCUCAUACAGAACGCGCCGGAGAAAAUACAUCCGCUGGCGCCGCCAUCGCCAGUGGCUGCCCACCAUCACUUCAGCGAGAGGCACAGCUCGCUGGGCCAUGGUGCGGUCAAUGGCACCGUUGAGAUCAAUGCCUCUGGCGGCGCAAAUCAUGCUGUUCACGACUCGAGCUGCGGCGCCUUGGAGCAUGCGUCGUCGGCGGUUCUGCAUCAGCAUCAACAGCAAAUGCAGCUGCAGCUGCAGCAGCGCCUGCUGAACGCCUCGCCGCAGCACAUGCUGCAGCUGGACGUGGUGCCGCACAGCAGCAGCUGCGCGGGCACCCAGACCGAGGAUUCGCAUGCACAGCGGCAGCAGACGGGCCAGCAGCUGGGUCAGGUGGCUGUGGCGGCCAACAUUGAGUGCUCCCAGUCGCAGCACAACUACGAUCGCGACUGGGCAUUGGACGAUGUCGUCUCGCAGAUCUCAUCGUUUCGGCCCUGCCCGCAGGGCUCGGGCAGCAUGACACCGUUCCAUGACUCCAUACACAAUGUGCUGGAGCACUCGGAGAGCUCCAGUCGCGGCUCGGCCACAGAUCUGUGCGCCGGUUCGCGACAAGAUCUCAGUGCCAGCGGCAUUUCCACAGACACCGGCCGUGAGCACGCGAUGCAGCUAAGCAGUUUUAGUGGCAGCGGUGAGCACAAGGCGCCCUCGAUCAGCUCCGGUGUCUCGCAUGCCGUGGCCAAUGGACUGGGCGGCUUUGCUUACAAGCCGCAUCAGUCGAAGCGCUACUCCAAUUCGUCCAUUUUUCUGGAGAACCGUGAUAUACUCAACGACUCGCCCCUGUGCGUGGGCGUGGCAACACCACUUGCCUAUGACUACAGCACGCCACCAAAGAUCGACUAUCGCCACUCCAGCAUACUGGGCACUGAGCAGCAAACGGGACUCAGCUGCUGUGCGGUCGCCUCCGACUGCCAACUGGGCAGGGAGGGGGGCGAUGUGCGCCGCUACUCGGACACCAAGCUGGACAUGGAGCAGGAGGCCAUGCUAGGCACAAAUGCCGAAGGCGGCGACACUGUGCUGGACAUCGAGCUGCCCACGUCGCCGCUCUCCCCACCAGCUGCAUACGCCAGUCACCACCAGCAGCAGCAGCAGCAGCUGGUGUUGCGUCGAUCCUUUGACAAGGGCGUGGACGAAACGAAUAAUGGUGCUGGCAUUGGCAGCGCCAGCAAAGCCUCCAAUCGUUCGUCGGCCGAUGCGCAAAUGGAUCGCUCGCGUUUGUUUUUCAAGUCGUUGCCAAAUCUCAGCAGCAGCUGCGAAAGUCUUAUCAAAAAAUGAUUGUGCCCCGCCCACGGAUCCUCAGCAAACCACACUGUGUCUCUCUAUCCAUGUUGAAAGUAUUUGGCGCUGGACCCCCAGACAGUCAGACAGAACGACAGACAGACAGACAGAGCCACAAAUACCAUUUACUUGUUUUUUUUUUUUUAAAUACCAUAAUCCUACCUAUCCUUGGCUCGUUGCCGCUCCUAAUUUAACAUCGUAUCUCGUAACCAUGUUUAACAAAGCCCAUAAACAAUUUUGAGACUGCAAACAUAACAAAACACAAGAAAAUAAUGUACGUUUAGAACAAAACAAAUAUAGUUUCAUUCGAAGAGGGAAAAUAUGAAGAAAAAAAAACAGCAUCUAUAUCUAAAUAUAGAAUUAUAUAGACAGGCACUGAACAAA